Molecule: messenger RNA, 552 nt
Organism: Cyclopterus lumpus (lumpfish)
Lineage: Eukaryota; Metazoa; Chordata; Actinopteri; Perciformes; Cyclopteridae
Product: mitochondrial 10-formyltetrahydrofolate dehydrogenase-like
Exons: 4
Coding region: 73-426 (117 amino acids)
Molecular function (GO): formyltetrahydrofolate dehydrogenase activity; aldehyde dehydrogenase (NAD+) activity
Source: RefSeq, a predicted model, not a curated record
CACUCCAACGUCGUUAAAAAUCGCAGAGCGGAACACCUGGAUACAUCAAAGCCACUGCAAAAAGGUUAUUUCAUGGAGCCCACGGUGUUCACUAAUGUAGAAGACCACAUGUUCCUCGCCAAAGAGGAGUCCUUCGGCCCCGUCAUGGUGGUGUCCAAAUUCAAAGAUGGCGACGUGGACGGCGUGCUGCGGAGGGCCAACGACACCGAGUACGGCCUGGCCUCGGGCGUGUUCACCCGCGACAUCAACAAGGCCAUGUACGUGAGCGAGCGGCUCGACGCCGGAACGGUGUUCGUCAACACCUACAAUAAGACCGACGUGGCGUCACCUUUUGGGGGCUUCAAACAGUCCGGCUUCGGCAAAGACCUCGGAGAGGAUGCUCUCAUGGAAUACCUCAAGACCAAAGCCGUGACUGUGGAGUACUGAGGCACAGACCCUGCCAACGAACUCUGACCCACAUCUGAACAGGAAGGGACUCGUCUGUCGGCUCGUCAGACAUCCAGCUUCUGGACCGUGUGUGUGUGUGUGUGUGUGUGUGUGUGUGUGUGUGUG